AAUGCUCCCACAUUGAGGAAUUUAUGCUGGAUUGCCUCAGUUUUCCACAUGUUUCCAGUUUCCACCCCUUUACUAGUCUUGUAACUUGUUCUUCAAUUCUCCAUUGUAAGCAGUAAGCUAUUCUUCCCUUUGUGUUUGUUGCUGAUUCUUUCUGGUAAUAAAGGGUGGGGAUUGGGUUUUGAAAUUGGAUUUAUCCAUUCUAGUAUGAAUUCUGAAAAAAUUGACUGACGAGGAGCUUUAUGGUAUUGACAUGAACAAGGAUGCAGUGAGCAUAUUUUUAGAUCAUUAUAAUGAUGGGAUUCUGACAUCCUGUGACAACUAUAUUUAGAAAGGAUUUCUUACUCCUUUCCAGUUUUAGAAACAUUUGGGAUUUGUGCUGUUGUUAAAUAUUGAACAAAAUGAGUCUUAAGAGCAAUGAGGGUUCAAACCAUAAGAGAAACCUUACAUCAAAGCCAGAAGUUUCAAAAAAUCAUAAUCAUAGAGAUGCUAUACCUGGGACAAAUCUGUGGACAGAUGGGCUUAUUUGUGGUUUUGAGUAUCUGCGAGGUCGUCGUAAAAUGCAGAAGCAGAAAACUUCAUCACAAUAUCCUUACCCAAGAAAGUUGGAAACUGAUGAUUCUCAGAAUCAGAAGCAAAGUUUUACAUAUGGAGAAACUAAUAUUAGUGGUCAAAAUGGGAUAUAUAAUCAGGAUUCUCUUUACCAUACAGAGUUAGGAUCUUAUCAUUUUCCUGUUUUGGAUGAUCAAAUGGGUAACCAAGCUAGCAAAAUAGAUCAGUUCUAUGAAAGCCGUUGGGUGCCCAUUGGUUGGAGUAGAAUAUCUGAACUUGUUAACGAAGUUCAAGUAGAUGUUGAUUGGGCAUCUCAGCAAUUUGAAUUUAUGGAUACGGAGGAUGAGGUUACGGUGGCAGAAUUAGCCGCCCCGUAUUGGGAAAGACCUGCGGGUCCUGUAUGGUGGUGUCAUGUAGAUGCAACUCACCCUAAUAUUACUUCAUGGCUUAGCAGUGCUCAGUGGUUACAUCCAGCUGUUAGUAUUGCUUUAAGAGAUGAAAGCCGAUUAAUAAGUGAACGGAUGAAGUACCUUCUCUAUGAGGUCCCAGUUAGAGUCGCUGGAGGGAUUUUGUUCGAGCUAUUGGGGCAGUCAGCUGGUGAUCCUCUAGAUGAAGAUGAUAUUCCUGUCGUUCUACGUUCCUGGCAAGCACAGAACUUUUUAGUAACAGCAAUGCAUGUCAAGGGAUCUGCGUCAAAUGUAAAUGUGUUAGGAGUGAUGGAAGUUCAGGAGCUUCUUAUUGCUGCUGGUUAUAAUGCACCAAGAACAAUACAUGAAGUUAUUGCUCAUCUAGCCUGUCGUCUUGCCCGUUGGGAUGAUAGAUUAUUUAGGAAAUCUAUUUUUGGUGCCGCAGAUGAAGUUGAAUUGAAGUUUGUGAAUAGGAGGAAUAAGGAAGAUUGGCAUCUUUUUGGUGUGAUUCUUAACCAAGAAGUUCGAAAAUUAUCAAGACAGGUCAUUAGAGUGAAGUGGUCACUUCAUGCGAGGGAGGAGAUCAUAUUUGAGCUUCUUCACCAGCUACGUGGGAAUGCAGCAAGAGGCUUACUCGAAUUGGUAAGAAAGAGUACAAGGGAAAUGAUUGAUGAACAAGAGGCAGUUCGUGGUCGAUUGUUUACCAUUCAAGAUGUUAUGCAGAGUAAUAUUCGUGCUUGGCUGCAGGACCGAAGUCUUCGAGUUACACACAAUUUAGCGGUCUUUGGUGGAUGCGGACUUGUAUUGUCUAUCAUAACUGGGCUCUUCGGCAUUAAUGUUGAUGGAAUUCCGGGUGCUAGUAACACACCAUAUGCAUUUGGUCUGUUUACAGGAAUUCUACUAUUCAUAGGGGCUAUUCUGGUUGGGGUUGGCAUAAUAUAUCUUGGACUGAAACAGCCCGUCUCUGAAGAGCAGGUAGAAGUGAGAAAAUUGGAGCUCGAGGAAUUAGUCAAGAUGUUUCAGCACGAGGCAGAAACUCAUGCUCAAGUUCGUCAAGAGAAUCCUCAGCAGAGUUUUCCUUCAGAGAACUUCCCGCAUGAUGCUGAUUAUGUGAUAAUUCAAUAAGGACUCGGUUUUUCACUAUGGUGUGAAGUUGACAUCCACUCGGCUUUUUCGCAUUUUCAAGGGUAAAAGUGAGUGAAGAAUAAGGAAAUUCAUUCGCAACUUCAUGCAUGUAUCUUGAUAUCUUACGAUCGCAAAACUUGGGCAAUUGUAGGAUUUUUGAGUACUGCUUUCGAAAUGUAAACGUGUUGAUAUAAUGUAUCAAGAAUUUGUGUACAUAUUGUUUCUAAACUAUACAAGUAUCUUAUGUGUUGAA
Messenger RNA from Amaranthus tricolor (Joseph's coat), 2334 nucleotides. RefSeq lists its product as uncharacterized. The transcript is spliced from 8 exons. The coding region runs from base 399 to 2081 and encodes 560 amino acids. The record is from RefSeq and is a predicted model, not a curated record. Gene Ontology annotation, molecular function: metal ion transmembrane transporter activity. Lineage: Eukaryota; Viridiplantae; Streptophyta; Magnoliopsida; Caryophyllales; Amaranthaceae. Gene Ontology annotation, cellular component: membrane. Gene Ontology annotation, biological process: metal ion transport; transmembrane transport.